CGUCGUCCACCGCCAUCAACGCCGCGCAAUUGGGGGGUCGAGCAUCACAAUGAGUGCACGAAUACCCUCACGGCGGCUUGGGCAGUCUGCCCUCGCCUUCCGCCCUCGAUCAACACACUGGACGGCCCUCCCCACAAUUGCACAGCGCAAUGCUUCCACCAAGCCUAACACCGAGACCGACCUGUCGAAUCCGCUGCUUGAGAAGUACCUGCAGCAGCAGGAGGCCGAACAAGCAGCAGCGGAGACCGCCCAGCCCGAGCAAGAAGGAAAGCCGCAGAAGAGGCCAACGACCACACUCCGCGAUGGCGGCUCGUACACCGUCCCCUCACCCCUGUUCAACCCCGAGCGCUUGAUUCCCGGAUACCGCAAAGACGCUCCCCCAGCGCAGAAGGCAGCCUUGAAGGCACAGGCCGAGCAGAGGAGAUUGGCAGUGCAGAAGGAGGAAGAGAAGAGAUUACUCGGUGUGAACAUCGACCCUGCGCCCGCCGCACGCCGCAGCCUCGAGCGCAAGCUUGUAAUCAAGGGCGUCAGCAAGCACGGCCGCAUGAGCAAGGCCGCGAAAAUAGCCCGCACCGAGCGCUCGUCACUGUACAAGUCGCAGUUCCUUCCAACCUCGGUCAAGAAGGUGACCAAGAUCCUGAGACAGAUCCAGGGCAAGACCGUCUCGGAAGCACUCGUGCAACUGCGCUUCUCACCCAAGAAAAUCGCACGGGAUAUCUACAAGGGUCUGAUCAUCGCGCAAGAUGAGGCGAUCGCGGGGCGUGGUAUGGGACUGGGCGACAAGAAUGCGCUGAAGAAGUGGAUCGAGCAGAGGAACGAGGUUGCCUCCACAUUGGCAAACUUGGAUGAGAAAACACCAAAGACGAAGGGCGUAAAUCAGGUCGUCGAGCUCAAGGACGGGAAAAAGAAGCUGGUCAAGGAUGCGACGGAGAUCUACAUCGACCAGGCGUGGUGUGGGAGGGGCGAGAGCUGGAAGACCCCCGAGUUUAGGGCGAGAGGAAGGGUGAACAUGUUGACACAUAGGACGACCAGUUUCUCGUUCCUCCUCAAGGAAGAGAAGACACGGAUGCGCAUCUCAGACGAGAUCAAGAAGAAGCGCAACAACCGCAAGCUCUGGGUCGCCCUGCCCGAUCGACCAGUCACAGCGCAGCGACAAUACUGCCUGUGGUAGAUGUAUGAUUGCAAUGUACAACAUAGGGAGAGAUGUGUGGAUAAGCAUAGAACAGCAUGAGCUCACGAGCUUGUAUAACAUAUUGAAC
Molecule: messenger RNA, 1259 nt
Organism: Macroventuria anomochaeta
Lineage: Eukaryota; Fungi; Ascomycota; Dothideomycetes; Pleosporales; Didymellaceae
Product: ribosomal protein L22
Exons: 3
Coding region: 50-1171 (373 amino acids)
Biological process (GO): ribosome assembly; translation
Cellular component (GO): ribosome; mitochondrial large ribosomal subunit
Molecular function (GO): structural constituent of ribosome
Source: RefSeq, a predicted model, not a curated record